AUGGAGUCCUCAUUACACGGAGUUUGGGAAAGUGCCGUUGGCAAUCCCUUCAUCCCUACCGUUGGAAAAGACAGUCAAUUCUCCUUGGGAUUCUCGUUAUUGUGUAUCGGAGUUCUUCUUUCUGGAUUAUUUGGUCUCAACCGAUCAGCUCUCACUCUGCCAUUACUUGGACUUCCUGCUUCAGCAGCUAUUGCGUUUGGUUCAGUUUAUAUGAUCUGUGCGGUUGGAGUAUAUGUUUAA
Botrytis deweyae is the source of this 240-nucleotide messenger RNA. RefSeq lists its product as uncharacterized. NCBI's taxonomy places the organism in Eukaryota, Fungi, Ascomycota, Leotiomycetes, Helotiales, Sclerotiniaceae. The record is from RefSeq and is a predicted model, not a curated record. Bases 1 to 240 code for a protein of 79 amino acids. Gene Ontology annotation, biological process: protein N-linked glycosylation. The transcript has 3 exons.